AUGAUACUCGGCCUUGCCAUCACUGCCCUUGCUUUCGUAGUGAUUUUGAUAUCGUGGAUUUACAAAAGAUUUUUCGAGGUAAGUUUUUUUUCCUCAAAAUCGGUUUUUCCGAAGAGCAAAGCCGACGGUGUGCGAUUCUUGCACGAUGCGCGCGAGCCGUUUCACGCUCUCUUGAUUGCAAAUGAACUCUUGACCUACGCAAAAUACAGGCUAUUUUUCAGCGUAAGUUUUAAUCUGUUAUGCGUGAAUCAUGUUUACCAAUAUCUUAUAUGUCUUUCUAUUAAAAUUUGUGGUCACUAACAUUCUCAAAACGUAUUGCUUUUCCUCCAGUAACCGUUGUCAAUGAACGUUGAAAAAAAAAAUCGAGCCCAUGAAUAAGAAAAAUAACUGGAAAGCUUGCUCAGAGGCUAUAAACAGAACAACUUAAGUUUUGGAAUGUAGAGACAAAGGACAGCAACUCCUUGACAUCAGCCUGUCGUUGUUUCAUAGAGGACAUAGAGAGGCUUCCUAGGACAUCGGAAACAGAGAAAAGAGUUCAGUCGUCAACCUUCUGUUUCAGUCUGUUUCAUUUUCUUUAAUUCGGACUCUCUUCAAGUUUAAUUUUUGUAGAAGGAAAAACUAAACCGUGAAAGAAAUAAUCACUGACUUUAAUCUGUGAUCGCUUAUAUUAUAGAUUUACUUCUGGCAAAAUGAUUCUGGGGAAAUUAUCGCAGGAACUGGCUUUAGGACCUUUUCACCAACACUCAUAGCAUUUAAAGAUGAAAGAUUUAAGAAAUUUGGAAUGUACUUGCUCCGAUUUUUACCCGGGCCUCCAAAACUGUAAGUAUUAUGAGUAAGUUCACAUUAUAUAAAGAUCAUAUCUGUAAUAUUUUCGACUCAGAUGUUUUUUUUGUUUGUUUUGUUUUGUUUUCAUUUUUUGGACUUUUCUCAAAUUUCCUAAGUUCAAUACUGCACAUUUUGAUUUUCGUUUUCGGUAGUGUCACGAAACGUGACACUCUUUGUCUUUUCAGUAGUUUUGGGGGACAAAUUGUCACUGGCCUUCACUCAUUUGCUUGUCAUCUAAGUAGACUCCACUAUUGCCAGAUUUUGUUUGGCGAGUGGUUUGGCUCGAAUAUUUAGCUGUACUUGCUAGUUUACUUUAAUGGCAAUAUCGUGAUUGUAUUAAAGCGUGACUAGGAUUUUCAAUUGUUUUGGCACAAGUUCUAUUCAUGUACCUAUUUUCUUUGUACUACUUCGUUAGAUCCAAAUAUGCGUUGAUUUUUCUCGUGACCACAGCAUCAUAACAGACCCACAAAUCGCUGUGAAAUUUAUGGCAAAACAGCAUAAGUACGAGCGUUUAAAAGACUUCAGAUUGGGAAGUGUGUUUCGCCAGCUGUUUGGUCACGCAGCCGGGACGGCAAGUGGUGAUGCCCAUAAACGGAUACGGAGUGCAUUUGACCCGUGUUACAGCACAGAGAGUGUGGCACAGGCAGUGGAUAUGAUGGAACAGGAAUGCAAACAGUACUUAAUUCAGAUGGUUCAAAACAAACAGGUAUUAAUGUACUGUUUCUGGCGCUUCGUAACCCGCCGAGGGAUUACUGCCUUUAAUAUAUGCUGAUGGGGUGUGCCACUGGAUGGGGUUGUAUUUACACCAAUGGAUUGACUACAGUGAGGUUGCUUUUAGAGUUUCUAGAAGGUGGUAACACAUUUUCGGGAUUUUGGUGGAUGAGAACAUCUCCUGGUAAAUAGGGGUUUAGAAAUGGAAAGAUUCGCGGUUUAAUAGUUGUUACCGCGACAAAAGAAAGUGACUUACUUGGGGUUCGAUUAUUCUAAAAAAUUCCUUGAAAACUGCGUUUUCCUAAAAGUGACUAAGAUGGAGUUUACAAUUAGCCAGCGACACAUAUCCAUCAUGAAUUGACCCAAGUACCCCCACCAUUUAAAGAAAAGAAACUUACUUUGCAGCCUUGUAUUUAGUUUUGUUUACUGAAUUCCCACUUCAAGUUUUGUCUGGUAUUAGCAUCUCUUCAUUUGAGAUCCGGCAAGAAAGAACCAGUCGGUUUUAUUUACGCUCUGAGUGGACCUCUGCAUUCAAGGGUAUUUAUUUUAACGUACUUUCGUUACCGGAUUUCGGUUCGAUGAAAACAACGUUUCCCAAAUGCCAUUACUCAAAAGUCACCCAAUUUCCAGGGUUUGUUCCCGAAUCUCACGCCUUUUUGCUCUAAAAACCCGAAUCCUGACCUUCUAAAGGUUCCAAUUAUCUGGUUCCUUAUUGAAAACCAUUUGGGGUUGGGGGCAUUAGACGGUCACGGUAACAGCAGCAAACGGAGCUUCCGGCUUCUGUUAUUGUUGUUUAAAGCUCUAUUUAACAAAUAAAGCUCAAGUGGAACCACGAGCCGCAGGCGAGUGGUUUCUAUGGUCUAUAAGAGUGUAGACCGUGGAAAAUUGUGGUCGAUUUGUUUUUUACAAUAACAUUUUUUUUUUCGAAAAGCCAAAAACAAAACAGCCGGCACUGCGUGACAUGUUACGUCAUUUCCAGGUUCUAUACUCUCAUAAACCAAAGCUCUCGACUAAUCAACGCGCGAGGAUUCGUUCAGUUAUUGUAAAAAGAGUGUUUGUGCCCAUCUCUGCAUGAUAUGCGUUGCGGGAUUAGAGAGCAUUAGAGAGAUAAAGCAUCACCCAACCUUAACGGGCAUACGCAAGAGGCAGAGAUGGGAAAGAUGACCACAUGACCAUCUUUCCCGCCUUGUUUGCCUUCGCCAUUUGCAGUCAUGUUACAACGUAACAGUAAGCGUUUUUUCACUAAUAAAAAACGGAAGCAAAGACGCUCUUUAUUAUGUCGGCAGUAUAGGGCAAACUUAGGAAACGCACUGCCUCAUACCCUUUUUUCAGAUCAAAAAUCCAAUGGGGUAACCACCAGGUCAACACACACUCCUUAGCACCUGUCAAUUUGUAAUAUGAAUAAGUCAGCACAUGGUCAGUCUCCUUUUUUUGCCAUCAUGCAACACUCCCCCCUAAAAAAGAAGACUACCAUCCCGGUGGAGGCGGGGGCACUCUACAGCGUUUUAUACAGGGAGGCUGCGCCCGAGGUUCCACCGGUCUUACCCGUUUAUAUACCAUUUUUGGCACGACUACCAUAAAUUCAGCUUGUGAUAUCCGUGGCUUGUUUCACCAUUUCAGGGUUUCAUAAGAAUGGCUGAUCUGAUUCAACUGACGUUUAAAAUACUAAUGAAGUUCACAUACGGAAGAGACAUGACUGCAGACGAGCUUCAGGAGUUACUGGAUCUCAGAGCUUUAGUGGAAUCACUUAUCGCAGAUACUUUCUCAAACCCUUUUGUCAAGUUUCCGCUUUUUAAAUACAUGCCUACAAGCACUAACAGCAAACUGGCGCAAUUUGAAAAGCGGUGGCUGCAAUUCAAUAAGCGGUAAGAAGGGUUCAUUUUAUGUUAGUUAACGCAAACAAGAUAGUUAUGUCGGAAGCAAAGGAAGAGUGAGAAGUCUACUUCUCCGUUUCCAUUUUGAUUUUGUAGUUAGUUUUUGUACCCUUUUUAUAGCACGGCCUUGACCAUUUCAACCAAUAGGCAUAACCAGGCUAGCAAUGGGCUAACUUUUCACGAUUUGUUCUUCCCUUGAGAGAGUCGCUUGAUUCUAGGGUAUAGUAUGAGAAUAGGUCACUUAGAAUACUAAGUUUUAAUUUUAGUUGAGUUUUUACCAAAAAAUGUGAAACUCAACCUGACAACGCCCUUUUAAAAGAGAACUUUUUUGAAGUAGUUUGGGCUUUUAGGACUUAACUGGUUACCUAAUACACAUGUUUCUUUUGAACUUUCUGAGUUGUAGACGUUUCACAUCCACCGAUUCAAUCACAAUUCCUUUAGGGCGUUAGUUACAUGUAAAAAAGCAGCACUUCUUGCCGUGAUUCAAAUUUUACUAAAAGACUGUUUUUGUGUCUAGUUUCAAGAAACCCUGGAGGAAGCUUCCCUUGCUAAUGUAGAUAUCACAUGCGGAGCUGUGGCCUGGCUUCUAUUCCAUGUAGCACUUCAUAAAGAUGUGCAGAAAAAUCUUACAGUUGAAGUCAAGCAUUCCAUUUCACGCGGAGUAUGUAAAUAUUUUAGCGAAUACUUUUUCUUUCGUUGAAGCUGAGUGCAGUAAAAGAAAUAGCGGAAAGUCUGAGGAGUAUUUUUAUUUGUUUGUCUGUCUUCCCUUCGAUAAAGCCAAUACUUUAUAUUUGAAAGACCCGAAGAGCCUUACGAUGUAUUGAAAACAGAGUUCCGAUUCCGCUUAUCACUCCGUCGAUUACGAUUAAUCGGGGAACGAGCUAUCAGCAUCUUUUUACAUCCAAAAACCACAGCAACGUUAAAACGGAAGGUGUUUUAAAAAAGUGUCAGAUAUUUCGCGAAUGCUUGCUCAUUUUCUGACCGGCUUAUAACAGAUGGAAAAGUUUUCUUUGUGAUUUUAUAGUUUCAAUUUUUAAAUAAAAAGAAUUUUUUCCUGUGAGCAGGCUUCCUCACGAAUGAUGAGGGAGGCUAUGAGCCUUUGGCUGAUGCCACGUGAUAAUAAAAUUCAGGACUAGAAUUUUUUUCCGAGAAUGUCCAAAUGUCUAAAUGUCUUGUUGUGUUUGUUUUCUUAUUCAAGUUUAUUAUCUUUUUAGCUUUCAGAACCGUUAAGCUUAGAGACACUAACUAAACUGGAUUUCCUGGGUAAGGUGGUAACAGAAUCAGCUAGGAAGAGACCCGUAACGGUGAUAAGCACUCCAGAAUAUGUGACUUGUCCAAUGGUUAUUGGGAAUUUCCAAAGUCCCCCAGGGGUAAGUAGUGAUUAGCGUGCAAAAUCAGGGCUCCUGGUUAUUAGGAUAUCUUACGGCCUCCAGAAGCGCGUGAAGAGUACGUGCCUAGCUCCCUGCCUUCUUUGGGUUUUCGAAAGCUGUUUUUAAGGCUUGGUUUCACGUGACUUCAUCUUAGGCAUUCAAAUAAGAAGCUUAAGCAACGAUGAGGGCGACGGCAACGAAGACGGCAAAAAAGCAAUAGGUUUAGAUUGGCAAAACGUGCAUCACGCUUUUGUGUACAUUUCUUUGCCGUCAAUGCACGACUACGACUUGAGACGUCCUUAUUUCACGUUUCACUUUUCCUUUUCCUGAACUUUAGUGCAGUCUUUCAGAAUGCAGCUCCGGAAAAAUUUUCCAGUAUUUGAUGAAUUGGGCGAGGUGGAAUAAGGGCGAUUAAGUUUGAAGCAGAGCGAAUUCACUUUUUAGUGACGUUUUCGUAGCCGUCCCCUUCUUUGUUGCUUAAGCUCCCUAAUGUCAUGACGCCGACCGUAUACUCGCUUGACCAACGCACCAGUGAUCAUGGAGACCGCGUUGAAAAAUGGUCAAACAUCUAACAUUUAUCUUGGUUAAGCUCAUAAAUCCGAGAAUAAAUCAUUUGCACGUGACGUUGCGGCGGCCGUAUUUGCGACUUUCACGUUGCCCAUAAUGCACUUUGUUUGCCCUACAACAUUUUGCUUAAGUACUCUUUUCAAUUUCUCUUGGGACUAAUAAUCAUUCUUGAAAAAUUAAAAACAAAACUUCUGCCAAAUCUUGUGGGGAAAGCAAAUUGCAAUAUGGGGAACAUAAAAAUCGCAAAUUGAUGUACAAAAACAAUGAAACGGCGGCCAUAUUGGUAUACCUCCCCCCAAAAAAAUCGUGUGGAAAUUAAACUCUUUUUUCAGCAAAAAAUUCCUUUUGUUCCAUGAAGUUUGUGUAGCCACUGAUCACAUGAGUGAAAAUGACCCAUAUCAAAGGAAAAAUCUAUACAGACAGUCAUUUUUGUCUUUCCUCCUACGUUUGUUUAUUCAAUUGUGCAAUUAAUGAACUAAACAACUAAAGAAACAACAAUGAACAACUAAAGAACUCAUGGUCAAUCUCGUAGCCGGAAUUUGGUCAACGGGGCAAGACUCUGGAUACGAGAUUGAUCCAUGGUAGAAACAUGAUCUCUGACGAUCAUCAUUGCCAAACGUUAACCAGAGUUUUCGAGAUGAUGUAACUGUUUUCAGCUACGUCAAACACUGUUCCCGUUUGUUUUUAGGUCGAAGUAUCUGUUGACAACAGUGCAGUCAAUAGCAACUCAGAAGUCUGGGGCGACACCGAAACUUUCAAUCCCCGAAGAUUUGAUGACGAAACACCGAACAUGCGCAAAAGCUUGUGUCGCUUCGGUAUUGGAACGCGAAGGUGUAUGGGAUACCGGGUUGCAGACACCUUUAUGAAAGUUUUACUGGUUACAUUGCUGGAAAACUACUCCGUUGCCCUGGAGACGGACGUGAGAGGUGAUGAUGACAGUGUACCCGUUCAAAACGUUGGGCCAUUCUGCUUUCCGUGCGUGGACUUCAAAGUUCAAGUUGCGCAGAAAAAUGUUACUUCUUAA
Messenger RNA from Porites lobata, 6371 nucleotides. Lineage: Eukaryota; Metazoa; Cnidaria; Anthozoa; Scleractinia; Poritidae. The record is from the annotation of a GenBank genome assembly.